Messenger RNA from Podospora bellae-mahoneyi, 946 nucleotides. RefSeq lists its product as uncharacterized. Gene Ontology annotation, molecular function: DNA-binding transcription activator activity, RNA polymerase II-specific. Bases 38 to 946 code for a protein of 302 amino acids. The transcript is spliced from 3 exons. Gene Ontology annotation, biological process: regulation of transcription by RNA polymerase II. The record is from RefSeq and is a predicted model, not a curated record. NCBI's taxonomy places the organism in Eukaryota, Fungi, Ascomycota, Sordariomycetes, Sordariales, Podosporaceae.
AUCGUCUCUAGCGCAAGUUUUCCCGAUACGAGAUACGAUGCGGCGCCGGGGCCACACCAAAUCCCGGCGUGGCUGUGUGCAAUGUUCGUUGUCUCGACGUCGCAGUCUCGCCGGGAUUUCAACGUCCAGUGUCACCCCCCGGGAGACCUCCACACUUCUGUCUGAUACAAGCCGGGCCUUAUGCAGCCCAGCCCCCGAGGGGUUGCUCAAUCUCCGUCAUAUUUACCUCUUGCAAGCCAUAGCUCUGCAGACGCAUGGCGUCUCUCUGUUCAACGUUGCCCAGCUAUCCCAAGUCGACCGGUCCAACUGCGUGAGCUUUCUCAUCUACUCUGGCAUCCUCGGACAUCACCUAUUGGCUGAUGCUCUCUCUUUCCGAGAUCAACCGAUCGAUGAGUUCCUCGCCGAGUACGCCUGGUGUGCGCGCCUUCAUCGUGGAGUGAGGACGAUAGCUGCAUCAUCCUGGCCUCUGCUGAUGGAGUCGGAGCUCACUGGGAUGCUGUCUUGGAGUCAGGAGUAUUUGCUUCGAAAACCGACUGGGCAGGAGUGCUCUCGAAUCAGAGUGAUGGUUGCCGCAUCAGCAUCGUUGACCGGGGGCGAAAGACAGGCGUGCAUGGAGGCGAUCAAUUUCCUUCAGGUUGGGUUCGAUUCAGUACUGUCUGCCGACUGGGAGGAGCUUGGGAAAGAGGCCGGAAGCAAGGGGAACAAGCACCAGAUGACUUACUCGUGGUCUGUGGUGGUGGCCCCCGAGUUCAUGGCGUUGUUGGUGGACAAGCGACCCGAGUCGCUGGUGGUGUUGGGUUAUUUUUGUGUGCUGCUGCAUUAUGCGAGGGAGACUUGGCAGAUAAGAGACGCGGGAAGGUAUGUUUUCGAGAUGGUCGAGCAGUGUCUUGGUGAGGCUUGGAGGUGUUGGCUUGACUGGCCUCGAAGGAUGAUUGCAAGCGAUUAG